This is a messenger RNA of Pangasianodon hypophthalmus (striped catfish), 6753 nucleotides long. It is a transcript of the gene arl15b, whose product is annotated as ADP-ribosylation factor-like 15b. The coding region runs from base 299 to 973 and encodes 224 amino acids. NCBI's taxonomy places the organism in Eukaryota, Metazoa, Chordata, Actinopteri, Siluriformes, Pangasiidae. Gene Ontology annotation, molecular function: GTP binding; GTPase activity. The record is from RefSeq and is a predicted model, not a curated record. The transcript has 5 exons.
AAGUCGUUUAGCCUGCUUUAAACACACUGACACACACGCACACACACACACAUACAAUAACAUAUAUAUACACUCGAUGGAGUUUUGUUGAUUUUUUUUUAAAGGAUUAAAAAUAAAUUGAAGCUGUAUUGAUGAAUGUAUAACAAGACACCUUAAAAUUUGAAUAAGCCCCAUCUAGAGAGUAAAGAAGGUUGAUUGUUGUUAUUGUGAGGUAUUUGAGAGCUAAUGUUAAUGUUUUUGUGACACAGGGAGAGGCGGGGAACACACACACACACACACACACACAUUAGUUUUUUGGAUGCAGUCUCUUUACACGGACAAUUCUUUGGGAAGUCUGAUUCUUCAGCCUGGAUUUCACUUUCCUGAGGACGACGGCGAGAUUUCGAGGCGUUACAUGGAUUAUCUGUGUUUCAGAACUCUGUGCUGUAAAGGUCCGCCCCCUCCCAGACCGGAGUAUGAUGUAGUGUGUAUUGGAUUGACGGGCUCCGGAAAGACCAGCCUUCUCUCCAGACUGUGCAGCGAAGCCACAGACACUAUCGUACCUACCACAGGUUUUAGCAUUAAAGCAGUGCCGUUCCAGAACGCCAUCUUAAACGUCAAAGAACUGGGAGGAGCUGACUCCAUUAAGAAGUACUGGAGCCGUUAUUAUCAGGGCUCCCAGGGCGUGGUGUUUGUGUUAGACAGCGCCUCAUCUGAUGAGGAUCUGGAGGCGGCGCGCACGGAGCUGCACUCGGCCCUGCAGCACCCACAGCUCUGCACCUUGCCAUUCCUCAUCCUCGCCAACCAGCAGGACAAACCGGCUGCACGCUCCGUCCACGAGAUAAAGAAAUACUUUGAGCUGGAGCCUUUGGCUCGGGGGAAGAGCUGGUUGCUCGAGGGAAGCACAGUGGACAACAUGGACGCCGUGAAGGAGAGCUUCAGCCAACUCAUCCACCUGCUGGAGGAAAAGGACCAGGAGACAGGCAGGAUAUGAGCUGGGAGUUUUCUCCAAAUCCCAGCAUCCUCCAGUUCGGACAAUACAGAUCUCCACCUCAACACAGGCGAGAGCGUGUGUGUGUGUGUGUGUGUGUGUGUGUGUGUGUGUGUGUGUUACUCUCACUCCAACACAGCAGGCUGAAAGGCAUACGGAUUCACACAACUGGGGUUUAUAUCGUAUCAUAUCAUAUUUGAGGUAUGAUAUGUUAUUAGGUUCUUCGUAUUAGUACCACAAGUUAACCGACUGUCGAGUCACGCCGUCAGUAAACACGGUUCUAUGUUAUACGUCCUGUGUAAUACACACCUAGUUGCACAUUGCUACAUAACUGAUAAACACUUUUCUUGGUAUGUAGAGAAACUGGAUAGUUUUUCUUAAUAUGUAUAUUGUUCUAUUUAGUGUGUGAAUGUAUACGUGUGUGUGUGUGUGUGUGUGUGUGUGUGUGCAAGAUUGAACAUUUGUACUUUAAAAGCCUUAAAGUAUGUGAUGAUGUGUUUUUUUUAACCAAACUACAGUGACUUAUUAAACUAUAAAGCAGUCUUAAAUAAUCACGGCUGUGAAAUUACCACUUUAUUCCCAAAACCACAAACAAAGAUUCCAAGAUUCCAGAAUAUUGGAAUUCCUCUGCAUGUCUCUCUUGUGUAAUUGUAGAAAUCAUGCAUCAUUCAGGAGGAUUGUUUGAGGUUUAGUGAUCGGUUUCAAUGCUGUUAUUCUGUUGUUGUACUUUUUUAUAACUACAGCAUAUCAAAUGGAAGUGUUUUGUCCGUCGGAGAUCUAUCGUCUCUCUCUUUCCUAGUGACUAAUUUAUCACCAGAACGGUGUAGUGCCAGUUACGUAUCGUGAUCGUAGUAUUGUAAGGUUCUAUUUGGGUUUUGAGAUGAAAGUUUUGACAUUCCAGUUACUGACGUCUGAAAUUUACAUUUACAGCUCAACAAGGACUUCAUUUUAGUGUGACGUUUAAAUUUGCGAGGUAGGCUUGUGUGAUAUUGACUUUUCCAUGCUCACGAUUUUUAGUCAUCCAGAACCGAUUUCAGGAUUAAGGAGAAUAGCGGCGGGUGUAAUAAUAUUACGUAAACAUAUCAGCACUUUUUCAAAAUAAAAUCGGUUGUCUAAUAUCCCCACGGCCGACAUUUUCCCUGUUGAUCGCGUGCAAAAUGUUCGAACGUGUCUGAGCACUUUUUAUUCAUCACCACCAUUAACUUUAUUUGUAAAAUAUUAGAUUUGACACUUCACUAUAGGCCUGUUUAAUCUUUUCAGGUCAAAUUUUUCAGCAGUUUUUUUUCUCUUUCAGUUGAAAGUGCUGACCAUAUUGACCAUUUUCAGCCGAAAUCUAAAAAUAUAGCUAGGUAUAGCUACCUGAUGUUAACUAUAUACUUUUCUAAUAUUAGCGAAGUCUUACAUACAUUGAUAGAUCUUAUUUCACUUUAAAAAUCUCUCUAUUUACCUGUGAGUAUGUGACAUAGGGAGAAGGGGGUGUGGCUUCCAUGCAAUGUCAGUUGAUAUUAGAGAGUUCAAAACAUCUACGCAACUGUCAAUCAUUAUAGACUCGUAUGUCGACUAGCUUCCAUUUUACUGCGGAGAAAAAGACGUAUUUUUUGAGUGAUAAUUCGUACGAGCGUACUCGGAUGUUAAGUUGUGGCGCUCCUACACUAAGUGCAUGAAUGUUGGCACGUCUGUUAAUAUAAUAUAAUAGAAUAUAAUAUAUUCAGAGGAAGUGUCACUAGACACUUGAUAUUGGCCACAGUAUUAGCUUUCUGCUGCAAUGAAGACCUUUACGAACGAUUUUGUAAAAUCAGCGAUUACAGUAUUGUACAGUAACUUUUUAAUUGCUCUAUAUCUACAGAUAAAAGUUACUUUUGAACGUGGAUUUAGAUUGUUCAAGGCCGCCUAUGUUGCGUUGAUCCUGGAUGAUGAUUAUAAGGCAGAUAGCGCCUUAUAAAAUCUGUGACUUUGGAAUUUUUUAAAGUGAUGAAAUUUCUCGACCAAGCUUCCAGAACCUUAAUAAUACAGAGGUCACGAUAUGUCAACGAAAUCGCCUUCGCUUUUCUACGUCUUGUUAGAUUUCAGUAAAUUUUCUUACUGUUGCCUCUGAAUGUAAAGCGCUUCUAUCCUAAUCUCUAACCAUCAGUAGUGCCUCUUGUUUAGAUGGAGUGUCCUUCAUCUAAUCCUUUUUUUUUUUUUUUUUUAAAGCUCCGUCUCCCUUCCCAACUUCAAACUUGAGUGCCAAUCCAGUCGCUUUCCAAUCCAAACUGUUCCCGUGCCAUUAAUGACGGUGUCUCUCCAAAACCAAAAGAAAUCCCGCUUAAGCCCUAAUGAAACCGGGGACAUCCAGUCUUUGUAGCCUACGUCCAGCGUUUAUACCGCUUGAAAACACUUUAAUAGCCGCCUGGCUGUUUAGCUGCCUUUUUAUAAUUCACACAAUUUGUACAUUUGUUACGGAUUAUUCUCGUUUUAUGUUGGUUUUUUUUUUUUUUUUUUUGGUUCAUUUUAUUUUGGGUUUGUUUUGUUUUAGUUUUUUGAAGGCCACGUGCCUGUCUUUGUACUGGAGCAAAUCUAAAUACAUCUAGAAAUUUAGAUCAUGGAGGCCGUGAUGUCGGUCACAAAUUGUUAAUUGUAUAUAUAUAUGUAUAAUUUAUGCAUAAUUUCUUGAGCAACAUGAACAAUAAAGACUGAAGUAGGAGAAAUGAUUAGAAUCUGUGAUGUUUGAUGUUUUGUCAUGAAAUGUUGUUAAAAGCAAGAUUAAAAAAAUUUUUAUGACAACUAAAGAGCUUCAGUUGGUUGAAUUCUUGCUGGUGCUUCGUACCACCACGAGUUUUAUUUCCCUUCUUUCUUUCUUUCUCUCUUUCACCUGGUGGACAAAUCAGUAGCCCAGGACAAGCAGAUUUAUUGUCUGUGCUGUCAGUUUUUUAAUUUCUCUCUAAAGUGACGUAACAGAAAAGUGUUUAUUUACAUUUAUGGACACACCCUUGUCCAGAGCGACUUAGACUUUUUACAACUGAGCAGUUGAGGGUUAAGGGCCUUGCUCAAGGGCCCAGCAGUGGCAGCUUGGCGAUGUUGGGAUUUGCACCCAUGAGCUUCCGAUUGUUAGUCCAACAUCUUAACCACUGAGCUACCAGUGCUGUAUUGUCCGGAGCUCACAGGUUUGCAUCUCAAAAUCCACAGCCAUCCAUAGCUGCGAGUGUAGAGUGCAAAAACUGGUUGUGCUUUCUGAGUGUGAGGGGAUUACUCUCUCUCCCCUGUCAAUCACAAUCAGAGACAGUAGCCAAUCAUGAUCAUCGGUGAGCUCAUGUAUGUGGAAGGGGGCGGAUAGCGAUUUCCCCAGAGUGUGUUACGCAGCAUGACCAGCAUUCAGAACGAUACAGUUUGCUUCAUGUGUCUCCGAGGAAGUCUUAAAAAAGUCUACUAUGCUUCUUAUUGACUUUUGUGAAAGAAAAAAGUUGAUUCGAUCAAAGUUCAUUUGAUCUGUAUACUUGUGUAACUAUACUUCCAAAUCCCACACAACAUCAGUCAGAUGUAGCAGUCGGAUUAAUUAGGGUGCACUGAAUGACAGAUAGUGUUGUAGUCCAAUCAUUUAAACAGUUAAAGAUAUCCAGAGAAAAUAAAGAUGCUAGCUAGGCUCAAAUCACAUCUUAGCCAAUGCACAACACCAAAACACUGACCAGCGAUUUGCUGACUUCCUGCUGAUGGAGCAAGAACGAUAGAACACUCUUCUAUUUAUGCGUAUACAAUAAUCUUAUACACGUUAUGUUUCUCUUAGGUAAGGAAUAAAACAUUCAGUCUGGUGCUGUUAUAGGAGAUUUAAAUGUGUACAAUACUAUUUAAUCUAUUUACUCGAGGUAUAGAGCUUUUUAAUUAUUCCUGAACUUUCUACUGACAGAGCAUCAUAGGUUUUAUUCGACAUUAUUUAUAGACCGACUUGUUUUUGGGGUUUGGAACUCAAAAACUUCUCGAGUGACCAGUCGGACAGGCUAAUUUUAUUUACAGGUGGUGAUUUCCACCUCCAGACUAUGCUUCACGUAUUCCUGAGAGUCUCUGGACCCCAACUUUGAGGAAUUUACCACUUUGGGGAUUUACCUUGAGCCCAAAAUGGCGAGUUUAAAAACUUUGUCGUAAUUACACUAUGGGUUUAGACAUGAAUCUAACAAAGCCGUUCAUUUUGUCGCUGAUAACAGACUCACUAGAAGGCCUUGAUGCACUUCCUCUGUCCGUUUACGUUUACUGAUUCUUGCCAUGUUCUGAUAAUCUGGGUCAUCCUGAUCCCUCUGAUGACUCAGAUGGAGGGAACCCUUUCCCUCUAGGCUUCCAGAGCUCUUACUCUCUCAGGAUUUCCUCUCUUGCCGAUGAGUCAUCUGCAUUAUGGGCUUUAUCUAUCCAGCUUCCUCGGGUACACAGCGCUGCGUGCCAUUUCUCUUCAUUACCACGUAUUAGCUCAUAAAGUUGAAGGUUACCGCGCUCUCCAUACAGUGAUUUAUCGUCACUCGCUACUUCACAGAGAAGUGGAUCAGCGUCACAUCAGGCUUUCAAGCUAAAAGCCUACAGGAUGCGUCCUUUUUCUGUUUUGUGUUGUCCAUCAGGAGUUUUAUGUGGAAAAUGUGAGCGUGCAUGCAUGUGUGGGAACACUAACACGCAGCGUCCAAUCUGUGUUCUCAAAAAAAACAAAAAAAACAAUGCAAUUUGUGUUUUAUCUUCCGAGUCAAUCAAAUACUUCAUUUUUAGUUUUCAUAACUGCGUCAUUCACCGCCUGUAAAUAUUCACAGAAGAGAAAAUUAUAUGCCUCAGGGUUGAUUGUAGAGACUUUGUGUGACUCUUUAGCAAAUUAAAUUUCUGCUCCGGGGGAGUCCUUAUAAAAAAAACAAAAAAAACAAUGCGUCUGGCUUGAAAAGAACUUUGACAGAAAUUUCAAACUGUGCUGUCAAGCGUCAAGUCCCCGACUAAUAUUAGCAUGCAGACGGAUGAGCACCUGGGAUUAAUCCUUAAACUUGAAUCAUGUCUGAAAAACUUCGCAAAGCUGUCUGCAAGACAGAAACUUUAAAUCUAUCCUCUUUUCUCUCCUUAUCUCUCUCUCUCUCUCUCUCUCUCUCUCUGUCUGUCCCUGCAGUCAGUUUGGCAGCCAGAAUUACGUUAAUCUUCUUAGAAACGUCUCCUCUUUGCUCUCCAUCACACCUGUACAAUAGGAGGCCGUCAGAGUUUUUCCUUUCUUGGUUUAAAUGAGUUUCUUCUGUACGUCUGAACUUCUAUCAGCGUUUUUUUUUUUUUUUUUUAAUGACAUACAGCUGAUCCAAAUGAAGCAGAUAUAAAGUUUAAAAAGGGUUGUUACUUUGAAAUGAUUAUGAUGAAUCAAAAUUGCUGACCUUUUUAAUCCUUAAUGUUCGGCAUGCGUAUGAAAUAAUGGUCCUCGCAUACCAAAGCAACGUGGACUCGUUUUAUUCCACGGAAUAUAACAAGCCGACGUUUAAUUGAAGUACGCUUUAUUCCACCGCCAUUCGAUGGAAGUGCUCGACCUUGCCGUUUAUUAAGGACAGAACACAAGAACUGUUUCUUUGUGAUCAGGCCAGAGUACGAGAGGUAACGAAGCGUACAUCGGAGCACGCGAUGCGUAUACGAGGCUUGUGUGGGUAUUAAACUGCAAACUGGAUGUGAAAUUAAAAACUAAAACAAUGGACUUCUCGUUCGCAGUAAAUCCCACAUCCAAGACUACGAGAACGCAUUGGACGGCUUUUUUCUUUCUCGUCCGAGUUCCAUCGCUUAACAAAACACAAGCGACUGCAAACAAAUGCCUU